AUGGUCAGGGAUUACUGCAUCCAAUGUGGAUUUUCUGUUGUGGUUGACAAGGCUAGCAACUUCAAAUACACUGUUAGAUGCAGUGAUGACAAGUGUGAGUGGAAAUUACAUGCUAGUAAGUUGCCUGAUGGGAGCACAUGGGCCAUCAAAUCUAUUCAAAACCAAGAACAUACAUGUCUGGGACUUGAGACAAGGAAUCCUAUGGUCAGUUCAGCUUGGGCUUCAAGGGUCUUAAUGGAAGAUAUUAGAGCAAACAAUGACAUAUCUGCAAAGUCUAUGAAUAAACUUCUUUGGGACAGAUUUAGGGUAGAAAUGUCCAUUAGUACCCUAUAUAGGAUGAGAACAAUGACAUUGCUUGAAAUACAUGGUGCACAUUAUGUUUCUUAUGGCCAUCUGCCUAAGUAUUGUGAAGUGGUGAAAAGCACAAACCCAGGUUCAGCUGCAUUUUGUGCAUGGAAACCACCAAAUGAUCCUGAAAAGCCUCUGGCUUUUGUAUCCAUCUUCAUAGCUUUCAGGGGUGCAUUAGAUGAGUUGUUUGCUGGGUGUAGAAGUUUCAUUGGAGUUGAUGGCACCUUCCUGAAGGGACAUUAUGGUGGGGUGCUACUUUCUGCAGUAGCUCUUGAUGGAAAUAAUGACUUAUUUCCAUUUGCUUGGGCCAUUGUGUCUGGUGAAGACAAUGAGACAUGGAAGUUCUUUGUUUGGCAUCUAAAGAAUGUGCUACAAGACAGUGGGAGAGGAGAUGAAUGGUGUAUCAUUUCAGAUAGGCACAAGUCCAUUGAAGCUGCAUUCUCUGCUUUAUGGCCUAAAGUGGGUAGAAGAUAUUGUUGCAAGCAUUUAGCUUCAAAUUGGAAGAAGGCCCAUCCAGGCCCUUUGAUGUUCAGCUUGUUUUGGAAGGCUUGUGGAGCCACUUCUACCUUCACCUUUAAGAAAGCCAUGGAUCAAAUUCAGAAGGUCAACCCUCAGGCUUUGGUUUGGUUGUCUAAGCUAGGUGAACAAUCAAGAUCGACUAAGCAUAAGUUCAACCCAAAUAUCAAAUGUGAUAUGAACAAAAGCAACUUUGUUGAGAGUUUCAAUGCUACUUUGGGAACGGACAGAUGUAGACCAGUGUUGACACUCUUAGAAGGGAUAAGGAGGGUUACUAUGGUCAGGCUAGCCACAAGGAGACAAGUAUGUGAAGAAUGGGAGAGAGAUGAUGUUUGCCCAAACAUCUUGAAAAGAAUUCAAGUGCUUAAAGAACCUGUUAAGCACAUAUCUCUGAUGAUGGUGAAUAUGAGAUUGGCUAUACUUCAUGCUGGGCUGGAUCCUUUGAAGUUCAUUGAUGACAUGUACACUGUAAAAGUGUACAAGCUUGCUUAUGCACAAUGUAUUAAGUCAGUGCCAGACUUUGAACAAUGGCCUGACAUUGAUCUUCCUACUAUUCAGCCACCAACAAUCAAAAGGAAAGCUAGUAGGCCUUGUAGGAAUAGGAAAAGAGGUGAGGAUGAAGCAAGAAAGGGGAAGAGAAGCUGCACUGUUCAGUGUAAGAAGUGCAAGAGCUUUGGGCACAAUGCUAGGACCUGUAAAGGUGGACCAACUAAUGCACAAACUACUCAAAGGAAGACCAAGGGCAAGCAAGCAAAGCAGCAAGCAACAAGCAAGCAGUAA
Messenger RNA from Beta vulgaris subsp. vulgaris (sugar beet), 1644 nucleotides. RefSeq lists its product as uncharacterized. Bases 1 to 1644 code for a protein of 547 amino acids. The record is from RefSeq and is a predicted model, not a curated record. Lineage: Eukaryota; Viridiplantae; Streptophyta; Magnoliopsida; Caryophyllales; Amaranthaceae. The transcript is spliced from 4 exons.